AUGUUUGCACUCUUGCUUGAGUGGCUCAAUACUCUUUGGUCCAGCAUCAUCCAUCUUCGUCCACUUGUGUUUGCACUAGAAAAAUUAGGCCUGAUAAAGAAAAAGCCCACUUCUUUAACUUCCGAUCGUUAUCAAGGAAUUGGCUCAACAGGUCAAUCAUCCCAAAAGAAAUCAUCCUCCACUAUUGAAUUUCCAUUACUUCCCGUUCAUCCUCUUCCCAAAAUAUACGAUGAAAAAGCUAAAAGUUAUUUUGUUCAAGAUUUUGAUAUCGACACCGAUGAUCCUCAAGAAAUUUUGAAAUUCUUUAAUGACUAUGGUGUGGUUGUUUUUAGGAAUAUUCUUUCAGAAGAACAAAUUGAUCGCAGUAUUCAAGAAGUGUGGGAGGAUUUAGAAGAGAGUGAAGGAUUUAAGAAACAUGACCCAGAGAGUUGGAAGAGAGUCUCUCGAUUGGGUAUUCUUGGUGACGCUGUUUAUUGGAAGCGAACGGGAAUGGAAAAUAGACAAAAUGAAAAGUUAGUGCGAGCAUUUGAGCUAUUAUAUGCCAGAAGUAGAUCUGAGCUGUGGACUAGUUUUGACCGAGUUGGAGUUUUGACACCUACUCUCAAUAUUCCAAUUCCAUACUAUGAUUAUAAAUCAUUACCAAAAUCAUGCAUUCCAAAUGAAACACCCUUAUCAUCGAAAACUAUUAAUAUGGAGCAUUUAAGGACUGAAUCUCAGUGGUUGCAUUGGGAUUGUAAUCCGUUUUGUGUUUUAGGCGAAUUUCCACCCAGUACUGAAAGUGAAGAAGAAAAUAUGUCGAUUUUAGAAUUGAAUCCAAAUUAUUACUUAAUCACCGAAAACAACGGAAAUCAUGGAUUAUUGAGGUUACAAGGAGUCCUUCAAUUGACCGAGUCAAGAGAGGAAGAUGGAGGAUUCUUAUGUGUACCUGGAUUUCACAACCACGCUCAAGAAUAUGUAGAGAAAUUAAGUUCUAUUCGGCCUGGACCAAAAUGCACAUUCUUGAGUGUCUUUAGGGGAGACAACUUGUUAACACAAACACAAAAGGUACCAGCUAAGGCAGGUUCUCUGAUCGUGUGGAAUACGCUACUUCCUCAUGCAAACUAUCCCAAUCAUUCAGAACGAUUCCGCAUUUGUCAAUACAUCAAAAUGAUACCAAGAAAGGGAAGUGAAUCGUUCCAAAAAUUAAGAGCAUCCAAGAUUCAAGAGCAUGCUCGACACUUCUCGUUUGUACCCUCAGAAACUGGCAAACAAGUUUUUGGAUUUGAAUUACUUGACGAGUACAAACAACUGUAA
Messenger RNA from Naegleria fowleri, 1293 nucleotides. RefSeq lists its product as uncharacterized. NCBI's taxonomy places the organism in Eukaryota, Heterolobosea, Eutetramitea, Acrasida, Naegleriidae. The transcript has a single exon. The coding region runs from base 1 to 1293 and encodes 430 amino acids. The record is from RefSeq and is a predicted model, not a curated record.